This is a messenger RNA of Caenorhabditis elegans, 749 nucleotides long. It is a transcript of the gene dbd-11, whose product is annotated as DB domain-containing protein. Lineage: Eukaryota; Metazoa; Nematoda; Chromadorea; Rhabditida; Rhabditidae. The coding region runs from base 10 to 723 and encodes 237 amino acids. The transcript has 3 exons. The record is from RefSeq and is marked reviewed.
AGCUCUACCAUGCAGCUUCUACUCCUUAUUUUAUCGUUUUGCAUAGGUCUAAUGCAUUGUUGCAGUCAAUCAGGUGGUUGCUGUAAACGGCGGACUCCUCCACCGGUAUCUUGUGGAGGAAAUCAAUGCCAACAAGGAUAUGCCUGCGGACAAUACGGUUGUGCUCGAAGAAAAGCGUUUGGCUCACUAACUAAACGAAUUGACGGAGUCUUGGUAAACGAUGAGACACAUGAACAGGCUGAGUUGGCAGAAGCAAGUGUCGCGUUACGACCGGAGAAGACAUCCCAACAUUUAAGUGUUGACAGAUUAACAAAUCCCAAUUUUAUUUUCCGAUCGUGCUGUGAAGCUCGAGGUCUUCCAGAUUCCUGUCUGCAGCUGUGUCAUUUUAAUACUUAUACAUUCACAACGAUAGAGGCAAUGUUCAAUAAAGUUCACAAAUGCCCCAUCGAAGCCAUCAACGAAAUACAUUAUUGUGCUGCGCAAGGACUCGAUCAUCGAGAAUGCUGUGAGACAUCUGGAAUCACAACUACUGUAGCCGGAAGAAAAUGUCUUUCAUUCUGUGAUCAACGACCGAAUCGAUUCACCCCAAUUGAUGCAUCAUAUCUGCCUUGCUAUGAAGUAUUUGAGGGAAUGAAACAGUGUUUCUACUCUGAAAUAAAACGACGAGCACAGAAGAAAUUCCCAGGUUCUGAUAAAUUUGAUUAUGCUCUUUCUCUGCAUUGAUUUUUUAGGCUUUCCAAAGUAAAUAA